Messenger RNA from Chelonia mydas (Green sea turtle), 802 nucleotides. It is a transcript of the gene S100A13, whose product is annotated as S100 calcium binding protein A13. The transcript has 3 exons. Gene Ontology annotation, molecular function: RAGE receptor binding. The coding region runs from base 428 to 718 and encodes 96 amino acids. Gene Ontology annotation, biological process: positive regulation of cell population proliferation; positive regulation of canonical NF-kappaB signal transduction. The record is from RefSeq and is a predicted model, not a curated record. NCBI's taxonomy places the organism in Eukaryota, Metazoa, Chordata, Testudines, Cheloniidae. Gene Ontology annotation, cellular component: perinuclear region of cytoplasm.
UCUCUGUCUCUGGCAAGGGGUGUGCGUUUAGAUCCCUAGAUACCGCCUGGCCGGGACAAUAUUACCGAUCGCUUGCUGGGUGGGCAGUGACUUGCUCUAAACUUCGGAUGUUGACUGAAGAAGGGGGGGGCGGGUUGGGACGUGGGCGGCGUUUGUCCGACUGGAAUGGGAAACACUACACCGCUCUGCUGAACCACUGGAAGGGUGAGCUCUGCCCCCCAGGGCCAGCUGCCCGCUCCCCCUCCCCGCUGGCCGGGUAUAAAACCAUCGCUAGGGGACGCAGCCCUCCCUGUCUGCAGCUUCCUCCCAAGCGGCAAACCAGGAGACUAACCGUUCGGAGUAGCUGCGCCAGGCUGAGCUGAAGGUGCCCCCGCCUCCCACCUGCCCCGCCCGCCCCGGGCAGUGGAGCCCAGCUCUCCCCGGCACCAUGGCCGCAUGUGAGCUGACCGAGCUGGAGACGGCCAUUGAGAAAAUUGUCAGCAUCUUCUUCACCUACGCGGCCCAGGAGGGCAAGAAGGGGACCCUGACGGCUGGGGAGUUCAAGGAGCUGGUCACUCUGCAGCUGCCCAACCUCAUGAAGGACGUGGGCUCCCUGGAUGAGAAGAUGAGCAGCCUGGACGUGAACAACGACGAGGAGCUGAAGUUCAGCGAGUACUGGCGGCUGAUUGGGGAGCUGGCCAAGGACAUCAAAAAGGAGAAAGUGGGGAAGAAGAAGUGAUCGGGGCAGGGAGGGCUGGAGGGGCAUCCUGGGCUGCUCGGGGCCGACCUGCUCACUCCAGCCAUGAAUAAAGCGUUCCCUCCA